GGGUUAAGUUUAGGUUGUACACGUAUCUUCUCCUUGUGUUGCCACCACUCUCUUUCAUUAUCAAAAUCUGCCUCUUAUUUCUUUAAAAAAGAAUGUGUCUUCAUCUUCUCCUUGCUAUCAUCCGUUCACCAUCUUCACCAGAGGCUUUUAUGGGUAUUGGGAAGUAGUGUCUCAACUGUUUUCAGGCUACAGCAAAGGAUACACUCAAUGGCUGUUAGGAAUAUCUCUGAUGUAAACCCAAAUGACAAUGCAGCUCCCUUAGAGGUUAGGGUGAUCAGAACUUGGCAACCAUUCUUAUUUCAGAAUGAACACUGCUACCUGUUUGUUGACAGCAGGGGUGAUGCCAUUGAAGCUUAUGGUAAUAGGCGUGACAAAGCUUUAUUUGAAUCCAAAUUCAGCGUUGGCUUAUGUUAUCGCAUCAGUAAGUACCUGUCAAAGAAAGCACGCAAUAGUCAUAAUGUUGUGCCUUCCAAUGCCACAAUACAUCUAGGCAGAAGCACGAUUUUCGAACCAAUCGUUGGCGUCGACAUCCCGCAUCAAUACUUUAACUUUAUGCCAUAUGAGAGUUUACGUGCCCGUGAGAACAUGCACUUUCUGUUGACAGACUACAUUGGCCGGUUUGAUCGAUUUACAAGUGACACUAGGACAACCUCUGGAAAAAGACUUAUGAAGUUUCUUCUUGAGGAUGCUAAUGAAAGGUUCAUUGAGGUAGCACUGUGGGAAGAAAUCGCUGAUGCCGUUGACAAAGAAGCCUUGGUAAACACGCCAUUUCCAUGUAUUGUCGCUGUGACAUCUAUGAAGGUACUGAGGUUUAAGAAUCUUCAGCUCGCAUCAACAGCAGCCACUCAUUUAUAUGGAAAUCCUACCAUUCAAGACGUGUCUGAUUUAGCUAACAGGUUUAGGGAGAGAUAUGCUGGCAUCAACAUGGAUGACCGAUACACGCUGCCUAUUGCAAACAUUCUUGCAAAGAACCCAGUUGAUUACAUGGAAGUAAAAUUUUCCUGCAUAGCAUCCAUCGUUAGUUACAACCCACGACGUUCAUGGUUUUACAAAGGAUGUACCGUUUGUAAGAAAAAGCUUGGCUCUCGAGAAGAUGCGUUAAUCUGCGAUGACCAUCAUGACGCGCCACAACCAAAGUAUUUGUACUGCAUCAACUGCACAAUCGCAGAUAGUACAGGAAAUGCCACUGUGACAAUAUUUGACAUACCCUUUCAGUCGGUCAUAAAAAUCCCGUGCAAUGAGCUGGUCAUACAAUAGGGGUACACAGAUUCAAUGACAACGCCCGACGUGUUUUCUAAACUUUUAGGUGUUUCACACAUGUUCAAGCUUCAAUUUAAUGAUCGAGCGCACACAGGUUUUACACAAUUUGUUGCAAAUGAAGUACUUGAAUAUGUUCCUGUCAUGAAUGAAGUUGCUGUAAAUGAAGUUGUUGUGAAUCCUACUAUUACUGAAGUAUCUGAUCCAGCUGAUGUUGAAAACCAGCAUGCAACUCAACCUUUGGAAAAUCCACCAACUAAUGUUGCUCUAGAAACAACAGUCAAGCAAGUUCCAUUUACCCCUGUGACUCCAGCGAAGAUUAAGCGACAGUUGUUUGCUCUUUCAGGUGAAGGUUCUAACAAAGCACCCAAAACUGAUGCACCUUGACAAGUCACUACCUUGGAUGUGAAUGGAGUGAUAUAACAUGCAGGCUAUCCUUUUGAAGUUGUCUAUAUACAGAGCAGCCUUUUGGGAACACCUUUUUUGCAACCUAAAUUAAACCUUUCUAGAAUACUAAUGAAGAAAGGUUUUGCUGCUCUUAGGAACAUAGACAUCAAAAUACUUUUGUACUCACUCCAUCUACAUGUAACUAAUUAGGUUCAAAAAAACUUUAUGUAGUUUAACUGUUAACCGUAAUGUUACUAUGCAGUUUAUCUUUAUAUCAGUAUUUUGCUACAAA
Messenger RNA from Helianthus annuus (common sunflower), 1936 nucleotides. RefSeq lists its product as uncharacterized. Lineage: Eukaryota; Viridiplantae; Streptophyta; Magnoliopsida; Asterales; Asteraceae. Gene Ontology annotation, molecular function: DNA binding. Gene Ontology annotation, biological process: DNA recombination; DNA replication; DNA repair. Gene Ontology annotation, cellular component: nucleus. The coding region runs from base 208 to 1257 and encodes 349 amino acids. The transcript is spliced from 10 exons. The record is from RefSeq and is a predicted model, not a curated record.